Aricia agestis (brown argus) is the source of this 1698-nucleotide messenger RNA. RefSeq lists its product as uncharacterized. The transcript has a single exon. NCBI's taxonomy places the organism in Eukaryota, Metazoa, Arthropoda, Insecta, Lepidoptera, Lycaenidae. Bases 1 to 1698 code for a protein of 565 amino acids. The record is from RefSeq and is a predicted model, not a curated record.
AUGUACCCCGUCACAUGUGAGCUCCCGCACCUACCCAAAGCCGCCGCUAAAAUCGCGCUCCAUAACUUUCAAUGGCACUUCGCGACUCUGGUCGUUUUCAACUCGUCUCUGGUCUGCACUGCGACUGAAUUCAUCAAAUUUUACGGCAAAAGCUUGCUCAUGGAUAAAACUCUGAUCAGAGUACCGGAGAACAUAACUCAACUCGUUCUGUUCGCUCUGGACGUCGACGAUUUACACAACAUGCUAAAGACUAUCAAAGAAAGAGGAAUCGACAACACCGGAAAGUAUAUCGUGGUAUGCCAAAAAGACGACAAACCGUGCGACGAGAAGGCCGCGGUCGACAUACUGUGGCAAUAUAGAGUCGCGAACGUGCUGGUCCUCAACAUCAAAGCUGACAGAAUCGAAGGGUACACAUACUUUUUCGACAAGAACUGUAAAAACGGCCCUUCCGUUAAUGUUCUAUCGUGGGGCCUGGAGGAGCAGCAGCAGAAUCAACGCACCGCGCUGUUUCCGAUAAAGUUCAAAGAUAUGCACGGCUGCCCCCUCUACGUGUCGACAUUCAUCCAACCGCCGUACAUGCAGAUCAACGAUACGAUUACAGGAGCCGACGGAGAUUUGCUCCUGAUACUAAUGAAUGCACUCAACGCGGAGCUCAGGAUAAUGACGCCGCUCGUCGGGGUGGGGUGGGGCUACAAGGACGAAAACGGCACGUGGGUCGGCUCCCUCGGCGACGUCUACUACGAUUGGGCAAAUUUCUCGAUGACCUCCGCUAGUUUAACGCUCGCGAGAUUCUCGUCCUUCGACAUUUCCACUGGAUAUAAUAAAGUGAGCAUAGUUUGGGUCACCCACCCGUCGAAAAUCGAGCCCGCAUCCAUGAAGCUCCUGCGACCGCUGCAGGCUAACGCGAGGAUAGCGCUGAGCGUCUCCUUCCUUCUAACGAUCGCUUUUGUUAUACUUCUCAAAACGAACUUCGCUGAAGCCCACCUGGGCAGAGUCCCCGAGGGCAUGUUCUUUCACUGCUGGGAAAUGUGCAUGGGGCAGCCUCUCACCAGGUUGCCCGUGAAAAUGACGUUUCUCUACAUUGUGCUCUUUGGGAUAUGGUACUGCUAUUUAAUACGAACGUUCUACCAGGUGUACCUCAUAGACAGUCUGAAGAACGACGUUUAUAUCGCCGACAUAACGAGCAUCGACGAGUACAUCCGAGCGGAAUAUCCUUAUGGUGGGGGGCUGGCCCUUCGAGAUUUUUACUUGGACUGCCCCGCAGUUUACGAUAGUUGGAUAAAUAUAGAGAGUGAUGAAAUAUUUACAGUGCUACGGGAGCUCGGCGAGGGCAAAAAGUUCGUUUUAGCCAUGAACUCCGCUACCGCCGACGCGUAUCAGCGAAACUACAAAAAGAACUUGUACGUUCUACCUGAAACGAUAGCGAGCAGCCACGCGGUAUUGUUUUUCAAAAAGUAUUCCCCGCUGGUGAAAUCCAUAAAUAUAAUAUUGAAGCGCCUGGUAGAAUCCGGCUUGGUCGAGAAAAUAUACGAAGAUAACGCUUUAUCUCAGUACAAAAGGAUUCCUACGUCGGAUCAGAGGCCUAUCAAACUGCAGCAUUUUACAGGCUGCUACCUCAUACUGGUCGUAGGGUGGACUUUAUCUGGCAUAGUGUUUUGUGUGGAGCUGUAUAUGGGAAGAAAAAAUAAAGUUAAAUAG